Molecule: messenger RNA, 1092 nt
Organism: Morus notabilis
Lineage: Eukaryota; Viridiplantae; Streptophyta; Magnoliopsida; Rosales; Moraceae
Product: pumilio homolog 15
Exons: 6
Coding region: 1-1092 (363 amino acids)
Biological process (GO): post-transcriptional regulation of gene expression
Cellular component (GO): cytoplasm
Molecular function (GO): mRNA binding
Source: RefSeq, a predicted model, not a curated record
AUGGAGACACAAAUGCUUCAACAAGAGUUGAACGAAUUGGGAUCAAAUCUUUUCUUGAACGCUUCUUCAUCGUCGAAUCCGUCUCCGCCACAAUUUCUCAACUCCGAGCCGCUGCCGACCACGACAAUCAACUCUCCUGCGACGCCGCCGUAUUCGCCGCUCGCCGCUGCUACCACCGGAAUCAACAUUAACGCAAGUCCGCGCAGAGAAAUAUCUUCUCCCCAAUACGGUCGUUAUCAUGAUCAUGAUAAUCUUGCUCGUCCUCAUCAAUAUCAGCGUUUCUCGCCUUCCACGCCGAUUGAUGAACUACGCGGAAAUGUUGUAACGGCGGCCAUGAACCAGCAUGGGAGUCGUUUCUUACAGGACAAACUUCGGCACGAGAACCCGGAGAACAUCGACAUGAUUUUCUCCGGAAUGAAAGAGAGUUUGUGGUCUUUGAUGGUGCGCCCGAUUGGGUAUCAUGUCGUUCAGAAGCUCAUUGAUGUCGUGGACGACAAGAAACUUGACGAGAUUCUUGAUCUUUUAACUAGAGAUAUCUUACGACUUGAAGAACUCUGUGCUCAUGACCAUGGAACUAACGUGGUGCAGAAAUUGGUUGGGCGUUUAACUACCCAAGAGCAACAAUUUUUUUUCGCAUCAGUUAUGAGUCAAAUUGCCUUGUCGUUGACUAAGAGUAUUAAUGGCAGUGCUGUGAUUUCCCAAUGCCUCAUAAAUUUCUCUCCUUCUCACAAGAAGCUUCUUCUGCGUGCAAUAGCAGUAUAUUGUCACGACAUAGCACAAUGCAAAAGUGGGUGUUGUAUAUUGCAAAAAUGUUUUAAUGCAGCUGACGACGAAAUGUUCAACAUGCUUGCGGCUGCUAUAAUACAAAAUGCUGACACUCUAUCUGAAAACUGUAAUGGGAACUAUAUUGUGCAGUUUGUAAUAAGCAUGAAGAACCUCGAAGUGAAUAAGCGAAAUUUAGAGGAAAGUUCGUUAGAGGGACAACUUCUCAACCAGUUUAUACAACACGUUGACGACAAUGUAAGACAACUUCAGAGUCAUAUGUACGGUAGAAGGGUGUUGCAAGCAGUGAAUGCGAGACGAAAUGCAUGA